CAGACACUUUAACAAAUCCAUCAUACCCUCUUCGUUCCACUUUCUCCUCCGCUUGGCCUCGGGCGCCUCGUCCAGCAAUACCUUGUCCUGGUUGAUAUGAAAUUCAUCCUCAGAGUCGGCGACGUCUUCGUAGGUGUUGAUAUUAAGCUUCGAAUUCUCUUUCUGUGCGCUCUUGCUCCCGUUCUGCCCAAACGGUUGGCCGCCAGCUUUCCUCUUCUUUGCCAUCGUUGCUGACGUUGUGUUCUGCUUCAGAGCUGGUAGGUUAAAUUUUCUUGGAGCUCCGGCGAAAUAGGACCCCGCUCCGGCGGUGACACUAGCGCCAAUUUGUGCUGACGCGACAGGGAUUCGCAACGCGACUCUUCAUUUGUCGAGGUCUGGCUGGGGGCACAUCAGCACAACCCAAUUCCUUACUCUCUCUCCUUUUCCCAAUGGCUCUAGGUGUCGUCGGGGCUUCUGUUUGUCUACUAGUGUUUCUCGCAAUUUUAUCGCUAGAUAUUAUGGGCUUUCUCUCGUGGAAAAACCAAUUCCCAGUGGAUGGAAAGACCGUCCUUCUUACUGGCGGCUCACAGGGAAUGGGGAGAGGACUUGGCAAGCUGCUUGCACAAAAAGGCGCAAAUGUAAUCAUAGUCGCGCGGGACGUCAAGAAGCUGCAAGCAGCAGUCGAAUAUAUCUCUGCCGCCGCCAAAAGCCAGACCCAGCGAUUCCAUUACAUCGCUGCCGAUGUCACUUCAGAGGCAGAGAAUAUUCGGCUUCUCGAGGAAGCUACGACAUGGAACAAUGGCCAAACACCCGAAAUCGUUUGGGCGAAUGCCGGCGCUGCAAAGCCGGGCCUUUUCCUUGAGACACCCCUCGAGACAAUGCGCAGGCAGAUGGAUAUAAAUUACUGGGCAGCUGUAUACCUAGCGCACACGACUUUGAAGAACUGGCUCUACCCCUCCGACGCUUCGGCCCACAGCACAACCAUCCAAGCUCCGCGUCACUUCAUCAUUACCUCCUCCAGUGUCGCUUGGUGCAAUAUUGCUGGCUAUGGCACAUAUGGGCCUGCCAAAGCUGCUCUCCGCUCUAUCUCAGACUCGCUGCGCUCUGAAUUGAACCUCUACAACGGCGCUCGCCGUUCUACUGCCACGACUACCAAGCCCGCUCCUUACGACGUCAAGAUCCAUGCUGUAUACCCUGGGUCUAUUCUUUCUCCAGGUCUCGAACUCGAAAACCAAUCAAAGCACCCAGUGACACAUGAACUAGAAGCGUCGGAUCCGCACCAGACAGAAGACGAGGUCGCGGCUGCAGCGAUAAAAGGGUUAGAAAGAGGCGAUUAUAUGAUUGCGACGAAUUGGUUGGGACAGCUCAUGAGAGUGAGUGGGAUGCAAGGGAGCCCGAGGGAUAGCUUGCUUUGGGAUACAGUUGGGCAAUGCAUUACAAGCAUUGCGUGGUUGUUUAUUGGGCCCGACAUGGAGGGCAAAGUGUGGAACUGGGGCAAGAAGAACGGGAUGCCUGCUGCGCCGAAGUCUUGAGUCGAGUUGAAAAUCGCGACGUCAAUUUGGAGAGCUUAAUGGUUUGUAUGAUCUUCACGCAACUCAUCUCAUAAACGUAUAUCACUCAAGCAUUGGGAACAUCUGUUGUUUGAUUGUAUCCAUUGUUUUUGAUUUCUCGCCAGUGCGGCGGAUGCUAUAUACCAUUUCCAGUACUUUGGCUUCGUACUGAUAGCCAGCCCAGCUCACACCGAGCAAAUU
Molecule: messenger RNA, 1730 nt
Organism: Mytilinidion resinicola
Lineage: Eukaryota; Fungi; Ascomycota; Dothideomycetes; Mytilinidiales; Mytilinidiaceae
Product: NAD(P)-binding protein
Exons: 4
Coding region: 429-1511 (360 amino acids)
Biological process (GO): sphingolipid biosynthetic process
Cellular component (GO): endoplasmic reticulum membrane
Molecular function (GO): 3-dehydrosphinganine reductase activity
Source: RefSeq, a predicted model, not a curated record